UGACGGCCUGCAGCGACCCGAGCCUGUCCCCGGACUCCCAGGACCAGCUGCAGGACGAGGUGGUCCUGAAGGACACGGAGAUGGCCGCCCUGUCCGACAAGGAGACGGUGAACAACGAGAACGACGACCAGAACCUGGGGGGCAAGCGGCGCGGACCCCGGACCACCAUCAAGGCCAAGCAGCUGGAGACCCUGAAGGCGGCCUUCGCGGCCACCCCGAAGCCCACCAGACACAUCCGGGAGCAGCUGGCUCAGGAGACCGGCCUCAACAUGAGAGUCAUCCAGAUUAUCAGAGCGAAUAUUACGGCCCGGGAGGGAACUAUGACUUUUUCCCUCAGGGACCCCCAUCGUCACAGGCCCAGACCCCAGUCGACCUCCCCUUCGUGCCCUCCUCCGGCCCCACAGGCACCCCCCUCGGAGGUAUGGACCACCCCCUGCCGGGCCACCACCCUUCCAGCGAGGUCCAACGCUUCUCCGACAUCAUGUCCCAUCACCCCGGGGACUCUCCCAGCCCGGAGCCCGGCAUCCCGGGGCCUUUGCACAGCAUCUCGUCUGAAGUGUUCGGCCCCAGCCCGCCUUUUACCUCACUGUCGCUGAACGGCAGCGGAUACAACAACCACCUGUCCCACCAACCCUCGGAAAUGAACGAGGGCACCGUGUGGUAGCUCUCCAACGGACCCGACUCGACUGGGCCGGGGGGACUGAAGCCGGGGGGACUGAAGACGGGUGCUGCUGGAGUCCAAAAUGGGGGGACGAGUAAAACGACAGGGUUAGGGGCGACAUCACAGACAUUUGUUAUUGUUGUUUUUUUUAUUCUAAAUUUAUUAAUUUAUUUAUUUUUUCAUUUACUCAUUAUCUUCAUCUGUUUUGAAAGCUGACUCAACAUAUAAACCACGGCUAUUCAACUAGCGGCCCACCGGCCACAUCCAGCCCGCGAGUGACCAAAGUUCGGCCCGCCAAUCGGUUCAUUCAUCUCUUAAGCCCAAAACCCGGUUUUCUGCUUUAAUGACUCUGUUAUUUUAGGUAAACACAGACAUGUUUGGUGUCUACAGAAACGUCAGAAUCUUGGCUACAAACUGGUAAAAAACAUUUCUAUGAACA
This is a messenger RNA of Austrofundulus limnaeus, 1100 nucleotides long. Its product is annotated as LIM/homeobox protein Lhx1. Gene Ontology annotation, molecular function: RNA polymerase II transcription regulatory region sequence-specific DNA binding; zinc ion binding; DNA-binding transcription factor activity, RNA polymerase II-specific. Lineage: Eukaryota; Metazoa; Chordata; Actinopteri; Cyprinodontiformes; Rivulidae. Gene Ontology annotation, biological process: neuron differentiation; regulation of transcription by RNA polymerase II. Gene Ontology annotation, cellular component: nucleus. The record is from RefSeq and is a predicted model, not a curated record.